Conger conger (European conger) is the source of this 4449-nucleotide messenger RNA. RefSeq names its product peptidylglycine alpha-amidating monooxygenase (gene pam). Gene Ontology annotation, biological process: peptide metabolic process. Gene Ontology annotation, cellular component: membrane; extracellular region. The coding region runs from base 676 to 3735 and encodes 1019 amino acids. The record is from RefSeq and is a predicted model, not a curated record. Gene Ontology annotation, molecular function: protein binding; peptidylglycine monooxygenase activity; copper ion binding. NCBI's taxonomy places the organism in Eukaryota, Metazoa, Chordata, Actinopteri, Anguilliformes, Congridae. The transcript is spliced from 25 exons.
ACCGAGAGUGUAUUUAUGCGUUUUGAAUUAAAAUAAACCAGCAGAAAAGAAAGUAUAAUAAAUAUUCUCUACGUGGAGCUCCGGUGAUGGUGCUAAUGGAGCAGGACUGUCGCUUAUGUGAUUAAAGAGCGGGCCAGCGGAGACUUGCAGAAAGCUUAAAGUCGCGGAGUUGGUCAUUCACUGUCUGCUUCUGCUUUCGCAGGUUAUGAACGAAGACCUGAUGCUGCGUCUGUUAUAGCCUACGCCGCCCUGGCGUGUUGAGGAAGCGAUAACCUACAGACCCCCCACACAUCUUCCACACCCCCACCCACUGGUCGAACGCAAGCGUGGGAACUACUCGGUGACCAACCUGUCACAUCGCAUCUUUAUUUGCCUUUAUUGGAAGCCGGCGUUAAGGAGAGUGGAAAGUCGCUGUUUGCGGGCACUUGCAAAGGGAGGGGUAGGAGGUAAACGGGGAGUCCCGCCUCUGGUGUUCAGUGGGAAAACAAAAGAGCGCCCAUCUCUAUCGCACGUACCGGAUGGACUGAGGAGAACUGCCAGGAGAACUAGCGAAAGCCUCGGUGCAGGAUUGAUGCAGGUUCUGCUGCCCGGCUCCUUCAACCGUCAGAUCCACCGCUGAUAGUAGCCGCGCAGCGUCAUUCCUCUGCGAUCAGGCCACCAAACAGCGCAGGCGAUAUGGGAGUCCUCAUUUGCAGUAUGGUGGUGCUCGCUCUCAUCUGCCAAAGCCAUAGCCUGGGCGUGAAAAACCCACUGCACAGAUUUAAAAGGUAUCAGGAAAGUAUCUACUCCGAUCCGAAUGAGUGCUCCAAAACACGACCGGCGCUGGUCCUGACCAAUCCAAACAAUUUCUCCCUGGAUAUACGAAUGCCGGGUGUUAUUCCAACUGAGUCGGAGUCGUACCUGUGCGUGGCCGUCCCAGUGCCGACGGGGAGGGAGUCGUACAUAGUGGACUUCAUGCCCCAUGCCACCAUGGACACAGCCCACCAUAUGCUCCUCUACGGCUGCAGGACGCCCUACUCCACCACCGGCUUCUGGGACUGUGGAGGCAGUCACGGAACGUGUGACGACGCGGCAAAGAUCAUCUACGCUUGGGCGAAAAACGCCCCGCCCACAAAGUUACCCAAAGAUGUCGGCUUCAAAGUCGGAGGUGACUCGAGAAUUACGUACUUUGUGCUGCAAAUUCACUAUGGGGACAUCACUGCUUUCAGAGACCACCAUCGAGACUGCUCAGGACUCACCUUAAGGAUGACUUCCAAACCGCAACCGUUCAUCGCCGGCAUGUAUCUGAUGAUGUCAGUGGACACUGUCAUUCCACCCGGGAAGAAAGUUACGAAUGCUGACAUCGCCUGCUCCUACCAGUCAUACCCCAUGUAUGCAUUUGCAUUCCGGACUCAUACACACAGUCUCGGUCAAGUCGUCAGCGGGUAUAGGGUUCGAGACGACAGAUGGACUCUGAUUGGACGACAGUCUCCUCAGUUGCCGCAGGCAUUUUACCCAGCAAGCAGUCCAGUCGAAGUGAGAUACGGAGACAAACUUGCCGCCAGAUGCGUUUUCUCUGGGGAGGGAAAGACCUCAACAACAUACAUCGGGGGCACCUCGGAGGACGAGAUGUGCAACUUCUACAUCAUGUACUACAUGGACAGCCGGCACGCCGUGCCCUACGCGAACUGCAUGGAGAACGGCCGGAGCGAUCUGUUCAGAGGCAUCCCCAAAGAGGCCAACAUGCCCAUCCCCCUCACCCCCGACAUGGUGGCUAUGAUGCACGGCCACUCUCAUCACAUGGGCGCCAAGAGCCAUCCCCAAGAAGAUUCCGUGUUACUGCAGCCCAAGAGGGAAGAGGAGGAGGUUCUGGACAAAGGUAAAUUCUAUUCCCUGCUCUCCAAACUGCUAGGGGAGCAAGAGGACGUUGUCCACGUGCAUAAGUAUGACCCCACAGAGGGAGCCCAAGGCCAGUCGGAUCUGGUGGCAGAAAUCGAUAGCAUUAUCCAAAAGAAGGACCUCGGUGGGCGGCCGGCCUCCGGUCCGGGUUCGAGGGUAGACUACGGCGAGCGCCGGGACGCGGUUCUCAUGAGGGACAGAGUUCAUAAGUUUCACCAGUUAGAGUCCACGGCGAGGCCGGCCGCGGGCGGGAGGGAGCCGGAGGCCGGAACUAGCGCCGCGCGGGCUAGCGCACGCAAACCAGGGUUCCACCUGGAGGAGAUGGUGGACUGGCCAGAGGUGCAGCUCUCGCUGGGCCAGGUGUCUGGCCUGGCCCUGGACUCUGAAGACAACCUGGUGAUCUUCCACCGGGGGGACCACCGCUGGGGGGCCGGCUCCUUUGACCCCCAGUUUAUGUACCAGCAGAAGUCCCUGGGCCCUAUUCAGCAGUCCACCAUCCUGCUGGUGGAUCCCACCAACGGGAACGUCCUCAAAGCGUCAGGCAGAAACAUGUUCUACCUGCCGCACGGAAUAACCACAGACGAGAAGAACAACUACUGGGUGACUGAUGUAGCUCUGCACCAGGUGUUUAAACUGGGAAGUGACGGCGGUGACAAGCCUCUGGUGGUCCUGGGACGAGCUUUUCAGCCGGGAAGUGACACGAGCCACUUCUGCCAGCCCACCGACGUGGCUGUGGACCCACUCACUGGGAACAUCUACGUGUCUGACGGCUACUGCAACUCCCGCAUCCUUAAGUUCUCCCCUGACGGGAAGUACCUGGCACACUGGGGAGCAGGCUCGUCGGACCGACGGAAGCGGAUCCCGUUCCUGGUCCCGCACAGCCUGGCUUUCCUGCCGGACCGCCGCGAGGUCUGCGUGGCGGACCGGGAGAACGGCCGGAUCCAGUGCUUCCUGGCAGAAACCGGAGAGUUCGUCAAGGAGAUAAAGAAAGAGGAGUUUGGAGACACGGUCUUCGCUGUCGCCUACGCCCCCGACCACGGCGGUUUGAUUUAUGCGGUGAAUGGAGCACCGCCCAGUGGCCAGCCGGCUCCAAAAGGGUUCAUCGUAAAUUAUUCAACCAAGGAGAUCCUGGACUCCUUCAGCCCUGACACACAGGAGUUUAAAAUGCCUCACGACAUCGUUGUCACCAGAGACGGGAGCGUGUUCGUGGGAGACGCGGCCGCAGACUCGGUCAUUAAAUUUGUCUCUUCUGAAAAAGCUGAACAUCGCUCCGUUAAAAAAGGUGGAAUAGAAGUUCAGGAGAUUGAAGAGACAGAGACGUUCCUCCAGGCGCAGUUGAAGCCGGUCCUCAAAGCGUCCUUCCCCAAAGCAUCCGUCGCCAACGCGCCCGUCGCCCACUCCCACCCCCACCCCCAGGCGGCGGCCCCCCACAAGAGCCCCGCGCCCACGGCCAAUCAGCAGCAGGGGAAGGCCCCCCAGAAGCCUGAGGACGGGGCGAGGCAGGCGCCCGAGGGAGUGUCCCCCGCCCUGGUGACCACCCUCCUGCUCAUCCCCCUGGUGGUGGUCAUCGCCAUCGGAGUCUUCAUCCGCUGGCGCAAGGCCCGGGUUUACGGAGAUGAUUGUGAGGUGAAACUGGAGCCUGGCUCUUCUGGAGGAAUUCUGGGAAAACUCAGAGGUAAGGCUGGGGGAGGGCUGAACCUGGGGAACUUCUUCGCGAGCCACAAAGGCUACACCCGGAAAGGGUUCGACCGGCUCAGCACGGAGGGCAGCGACCAGGAGAAGGACGAGGAGGCCAGCGACUCCGAGAACGAGGAGUACUCCGCCCCGCCUCCCCCCGCCGCCUCCUCCUCCUCCUAGGCCCGCCUCCCCCGCUCACAUGUUCAGGAUGUACUUUAAUCGUGUACGUAUUUGUUUGUAUUGGCUGCCAAUAUUUUAUUUAUUUGUGCAAAAUUUCUCAAUACGACUGCCACUUUAUUUCUACCGUUAACGGGGACCAGAUGUAAAAAAUAAUAAUAAAAAAAUAAAUAAAUAAAUAAAUAAAUAUUUAAACACGAGUAGGUCAAAAGCUGAAGCUCCAGGUUCUGAUUUCAGGAGGAGAGAGGGAGGGGGAGAGGUUAAGAGGCGUAGAAAAGAUGGGGGUGGGGGUGGGGAGGAUCCUUUAUUUUUGUUACAAUUAAAUUGUUUAACUUCAAAUAACUUUUCUGCCAAACAGCAUUUCUCAGUUUCCCAGGUUAUUGGUCCAGUACUUUGGUUGACGUUUUAUAUCUGUACAUUUGUGCCUUUUUAAUUAUGUAUGGAGCCUUCUGCAGCACCUGCUAACACAGAUGUGCCACAUUAUGAGCUGCUAAUGUCCACUGUUCUUUCAUUUCAAUAUUACUGCAUUCAUUGAAAGGAAAAGAGAAAUUAUUAUUAUUAUGAUUAUUAUUAUUAUGUAUCUAAGACUAUUUACUAAAUUUUUCAACUGGAUGUGAGAUAUAUCUGAUAUUUAAUUGUGACAUACUGAGGUUUUAUGGCCAGAAUACUAUUUUCUGUAACAAUGUUAUUUGUGUAAUAAAGUGUCUGCAAAGCAAA